UCAUAGGAAACAUAACGUAUGUGAUAUUUCGUGCGGUGCUCGUUUCAAACUUUAUCACUCCUUAUUAGCUAAACCGUAAAAAAAAUUUUGGUUUCUAGAAAAUUUAGAAAUUUUAAUACAUUUAGAAUAAGUAUACUAGCGUGCUCGAAACAAUUUUUAUCAUCAAACGGUGUCCUAUGAAGUUUUAGUAGUGCAUUUCUUCAAGAAAUAGUAAAAAAGUGCAACGAAAUUUUUUUAUUAUCCACGUGUGGAACACAACAGCGCUAGUUAACAAAGGAAGAAAGUGAAUUUUUGGCAGAGUCCUUCAAAUAAGAAAGGCAAAAAGUAACCACGACGAAGUUAACACAUGCACACAAAUCCACGUAUCCGGCUGUGAAAAGGCAACACCGCAUAUAUACAAACAUAUUUAAAUAACACAACUCAAGAGAGACUACACAACAAAGAGGUAAACAGAGACAGCAGCGCACGCUAUUAAGGCUAAUAACUCUAAACAAAUUAAGACUGGUUCUGUGCUGAUUUAAAGCGUAAACAAGCGCAAACAACAACAAAAUGGUUAAUAUAGCGGACAGCGGCGGCAAACAUGCUCCACAAGAGAUGGAACAAUUCCUGCCCGGCGAUGGCACCAACAACAAAUAUAAAAUCCAGCCACGGAAAGAUGUCGAACAGGCGCUGGCGUCACCCGAUUUCGAUCCGUUCGCCGAACGCAAAGUGGCACAUCCAACCACUGAUAAUGAGACUCUCACGCAUUUGCUGAAGGCCUCACUGGGCACCGGCAUUCUCUCCAUGCCGAUCGCCUUCAUGUACUCAGGCAUUGUGCUUGGCAUCUUCGCCACCAUCUUCACAGCUUUCAUCUGUACACACUGCAGUUAUGUGCUGGUGAAAUGCGCCCACAAACUCUACUACAAGUCGCGUCGCACGGAGAUGAGCUUCGCCGAAGUUGCUGAAGUGGCAUUUUUGAAUGGGCCAAAAUGGGCACGUGGUUUUGCGCCAGUUGCCAAAUUUUCCAUACUGUUCGGACUGUUUUUGACCUACUUCGGCACCUGUUCGGUGUAUACCGUUAUUGUGGCGAAGAAUUUCGAACAGGUCAUGGAACAUUGGUUGGGCUAUCAAAUUUCACUGCGCCUGCUCAUCUCCGCACUACUCAUACCGCUAAUUCUACUCUCGUGGAUACCGAAUCUCAAAUACCUCGCACCCGUCUCGAUGGUAGCCAAUCUCUUUAUGGGCGUCGGUCUUGGCAUUACAUUCUACUAUCUCGUCAUUGACUUGCCACCGGUAACAACACGCGAAUUCGCCAAUGUCUCCACCAUACCGGCUUUCUUCGCCAUCACCAUAUUCGCCAUGGAGGCAAUCGGUGUGGUUAUGCCGCUGGAGAAUAACAUGGAGAAACCACGUCACUUCCUCGGCAUUUGCGGCGUGUUGAGUCAGGGCAUGUCUGGUGUGACUUUGAUCUAUAUGGCGCUCGGUUUUCUCGGCUAUCUGCGCUACGGCACAGCAACAGAGGAGAGCAUUACUCUGAAUCUGCCGGUGCAUGAGUGGCCCGCGCAAGCUGUCAAGGUGUUGAUCGCUUUGGCUGUGUACUGUACAUUCGGUCUGCAAUUCUACGUGUGUCUCGAAAUUGUCUGGGAUGGUAUCAAGGAUAAGUGCAAAAAGCGUCCAAUAUUGGUGAAUUAUGUUUUGAGAACCGUGCUCGUCACUGCCGCCGUUGUAUUGGCCGUUUCCGUGCCCACCAUAGCGCCGUUUAUGGGUCUCAUUGGUGCCUUCUGCUUCUCCAUACUUGGUCUCAUAUUCCCCGUUUUUAUCGAGCUCAUCACCCAUUGGGACACCGGUUUCGGUGCCUACAACUGGAUUCUAUGGAAAAAUGUCAUCAUUGGUUUCUGUGGUGUGGCAGCUCUCAUUUUCGGCUCCAUGAGCGCCAUCCAAGACAUUAUCAAAGUGUACUCGAGCGAUCCCAAUGCUAGUGUUGAUAUACAAGAGGCCAUCAACAACAUUACAACAACCAGGCUUUAAGCUACAGUAUACAUAUUAUCAGCAAUCUCCGGCUGUGUGGAGAGUUUUCUUUUUUUUUUAAGAAAAAGAGCGCGCUUUUGUUGCAUGUAUUCGCACCGCAAAUCACUACGUCACCGCUAUACCGUUGGAUAAUUUAAUUGAAUUUUAAUUUUUUAUUGUAAAGUACAAAAUAAAUAAUGUAUACAUAUUUGUCGCUAGUAGCUCUACAAUGUAUACCACAUAUGUAUUUAGUAUAUAAAAGGUUAUAUGCCUGUAUACAUAUGUAUGUAUAGUUUAGGCAGUGAAAACAAGGUGCAACAUUUUUUUUUAGAUUAAAAAGACAACGGAAACGUAUAUUAUGUAUAGAAGUGCCUCUUUCUGUGUCUAAACAACAUUUGUUUUAGUUAUGCACAUACAUACAUAUAUACAAGCAAAUUUUUAGCACUACAUUGCCACUCUGGCAACUGUACUGUAAGUAAUUGUAGUUAAUGAUUUCCGUUUAUUCAAUUUCAAUGCAUCCUAUAUACAUAUAUACAUACAUAUACAUAGUAAACGCUAAGUGAAAUGCUAGAUGCUAGUAGAAUUCCUAAUUUCCAACUAAAUAGUUUUAAUUUUGCUGCAAAUAUAUAUGUAUUGUAUUUGAAAUACAUGUAACAACUACCAAUACAUGUAAUGAUUACUAAUUAUUCAUUAUGUUUUAUUGUUGCAAGUUGCUUUUGUACACUAAAUAAGUAGUUAACUUGAAAGGAAUUGUAUUUUUUAUUGUGUUUUAAAAUAUUUU
Molecule: messenger RNA, 2767 nt
Organism: Bactrocera tryoni
Lineage: Eukaryota; Metazoa; Arthropoda; Insecta; Diptera; Tephritidae
Gene: path
Product: proton-coupled amino acid transporter-like protein pathetic
Exons: 10
Coding region: 550-2007 (485 amino acids)
Biological process (GO): amino acid transmembrane transport
Cellular component (GO): vacuolar membrane
Molecular function (GO): amino acid transmembrane transporter activity
Source: RefSeq, a predicted model, not a curated record